This is a messenger RNA of Melozone crissalis (California towhee), 836 nucleotides long. RefSeq names its product growth arrest and DNA damage inducible beta (gene GADD45B). Gene Ontology annotation, cellular component: nucleus; cytoplasm. Lineage: Eukaryota; Metazoa; Chordata; Aves; Passeriformes; Passerellidae. Bases 138 to 605 code for a protein of 155 amino acids. Gene Ontology annotation, biological process: regulation of cell cycle. The record is from RefSeq and is a predicted model, not a curated record. The transcript has 4 exons.
UGGAGCGGCGGCGGGAGCGGAGCGGGACAGGGGAUCGCGAUAGCGCCGCGGUAUCUCCGCGAUAUCCCCGUCGUAGCCGCGCUCGGGAUUAUUGCUCUUGGAGUCUGCCUUCUUCUCCUGCGGAUUACAAUUGCACCAUGACCCUGGAGGAGCUGGUGCCUUGCGAUAGCAGCAAGAUGCAGGCGGUGAGCGAGGCGGUGGAGCGGGUGCUGGUGGCGGCUCAGCGGCAGGACCGCCUCACCGUGGGGGUCUACGAGUCGGCCAAGCUGAUGAAUGUGGACCCGGACAGCGUGGUGCUGUGCGUGCUGGCCACGGACGAGGAGGACGAGGGUGACAUCGCCCUGCAGAUCCACUUCACGCUCAUCCAGGCGUUCUGCUGCGACAACGACAUCCACAUCCUGCGCGUGUCGGGCAUGCAGCGCCUGGCCGCCAUCCUGGGCGAGCCGCAGGCGGACUCCGAGCCCCGCGACCUGCACUGCCUGCUUGUCACGAACCCGCACACGGACGCCUGGAAGAGCCAGGGCUUGGCGGAGGUGGCGAAUUACUGCGCCGAGAGUCGCGAUAGGAACCAGUGGGUGCCAUUCGUGUGUCUGCAGGAGCGCUGAGCCCUUCCCGGCCUGGACUUGAAAGGAUUAAAACCCUUUUUAAAAAAAAAAAAUAACCUAAACAGCAGGAAAAAAAACAAAAAAAGAAGGGAGAAACAGCCAGUUCCAACCCACAACGCCCCACAAAACCCACCGAUUUUAUUUUUCUUUUGAACCGGAGAGGAGGAAGGGGGAGCGCGGCGGCUGCGGUGGGAAUGGAGGGAGCCGGGCCGAGCCCGGCGGGGGACGCCG